UUCCUUUUCAGUAGUGUUGCGGGUUCAUUGUUCAUUUGAAUGAGCGAGCAUCCAAUGGAGAAGGAGAACCCAUUCGAUCCCGAUUUGGUCCACGAAAUUUUCAAGCUUGCUUGGAAAAGAAGAGCUGCAGAGCGUGGGAAAAAUGAAAUAUCUGAGAAUAUGGACAACGAGGUUGGGGCUAGCUCAUCAAAGAGACCUCGGCCUACAUUUGCUAAUGCAAAUGCACUGAAGCUGAGCUCUGAACUUCUCCGAGUCUUCGUAGCAGAAGCUAUACAACGUGCUGCUACUAUUGCUGAAGCGGAGGGCAGUAUCAAAAUUGAAGCAACUCAUCUAGAAAGGAUACUUCCUCAGUUACUUUUAGAUUUUUAAGGUACUUGAGGAGAUCUGGAAUCAUAAAGUUUUGUCUCUACGAGAAUGCAGAAAUGGGUAUUAUCCUCUUAAAAAUGGGAUGCCGCUUUUCUUCUCUAAACAUUCUAGAUGUUGGAUGAUUUCUUCUGUAGCUCUUGGAGUAACUAGCAAAUUUUGAUUGUUUGUCUGUUUUUAGAAUUUACGAUACUCCAGGUGUUACCACAUGUUAGUUCUUGGAAAAGGUGCCCCUGGGAAAAACUUUUUUUCUCAAAAUAAUCACAAUUUUUGUAAUAUCACUUUCUUAUGGAUUGAGGAAGUUUUAAUGCUAGAAACCAUUGUGAUUGAUUU
Nicotiana tabacum (common tobacco) is the source of this 696-nucleotide messenger RNA. Its product is annotated as protein MHF2 homolog. The record is from RefSeq and is a predicted model, not a curated record. Gene Ontology annotation, cellular component: FANCM-MHF complex. NCBI's taxonomy places the organism in Eukaryota, Viridiplantae, Streptophyta, Magnoliopsida, Solanales, Solanaceae. Gene Ontology annotation, biological process: DNA repair; replication fork processing; resolution of meiotic recombination intermediates.